AUGUUCGAAGCCUACCCGGAAUUCAGCCCGGACAAUACGCAACUGAGAUGGACUGAAGCACAAUUUACACUAGAAGUCACACCCCAAAAUGAGAGUCCUCGACAUAUUCAGUUCUUUUAUCCUAGAGGUGCAAAGAUGAGAGUCUUCGGCAUGCCUCCGUCAGGCCUAUUGACUGGAGACACAUCUUCUUCCACGUCUUUCGAUAGAGCAACCAAACUGAUAAAACAGUGUGAAGAUGGUCACUCGAACUGCAACUCUGGGCGAAACGUCCCACUUCCCAAAAGACUCCUUCACGUAGCUAAAAUCAGCAACUCUAACGCUGAUGUUGGGAUAAAACUUGUGACGACUGAAGGCAAGACUGGAACAUACGCUUGCCUUUCUCAUUGCUGGGGUGAUCCGACGCUGAUCCAUACAAAAACAUUAUCAUCCACCAUCGACGAGUAUUUCGACUUUAUUCCAUGGACAAAACUGCCCAAGACGUUUCAAGAUGCUGUCAUCCUAUGCCGAAAAUUCUGCAUCGAAUAUCUAUGGAUCGAUUCUCUUUGCAUCAUCCAGGAUUCUCGCAGUGACUGGGAAGUAGAAUCUACCAAGAUGGGCAACAUAUAUCGAAAUAGCUACAUCACCAUAGCUGCAUCCGCAUCCCCCGGCUCCUUUGGCGGAUGUUUCUCCAAGACGAGACCGGAUCACUGCAUCGUCAUAAAAGAACCAGAACAACCAGAUCACUUCCCUCUCUUCAGUCGCGCAUGGGUGUACCAAGAACGAAUGCUCUCUCGCCGCCUUCUCUACUGCAAUAAAUCCGAGUUCCAAGUCGGAUGCCAGGAAACACUCCAAUGCGAAUGCGGCUCCGGCCAGAUAGCCCCCCAUUUCUCGCCCGCCCCGAGAGGUUUGAAUGUUGCGAGUCUCAAGGGGCCGGCGAGUUUGAAGCCAGACGAGCAUGGCGGCGGCCUUGUCGGUCAGGAUUUUACCAGUCUUCUGUACCGAAAUUGGAUGGAAGUCGUCGAAACAUAUGCAAAGCUCAAUCUGACCAAGGGAUCCGACAAACUUCCUGCGCUCUCCGCGACGGCUAGGAUUCUUGCUGAAAACAUGGGAGAUGGGUAUUUGGCGGGCAUCUGGCGCAGUACCUUGAUGGAGGGUUUACUCUGGUAUGUAAGAGCACCGCUCUCAAAGCAUCGACCAAGGGGCGAAGACUGGAGAGCGCCAUCCUGGUCAUGGGCAAGCAUCGAUUCACCAUCCGGGCUGGGCUUCAUCGCUCCAGCAACAAGAUUCUCAAAAUCAUUUGAAGGAAAAAUCGAAGCUGCAGAAUGUGUCGUGGCCGGGCAAGAUGAUUAUGGCCAAGUGACUUCUGGCUUCAUCCGCCUCAAGGCAUCCCUAGGACGCACAUUCUGGCGUAUUCGCUGUCGAGGGUGCACCACACCGGCCGGUAGGAAAGGCAAGGCCGGCUUCCCCCGCGCAGAUUAUACUCUUUAUACGAAUGAAACGUUUCCAUUACCAGCAAAAGGUUGGGUGCCUUGCGAAUUCAGGGAGCCACGGCUGGAUGUUAUGGGUGCAAGUCUUGGCUUCUUUGCUGAUGCACUGAUUGACGACAUGACCCGAUACGGCUUCUUUUCGUGCAUUGGUAAAGGGUCGUGUAAGCUGGCCCCAUGCUAUCUGCUAUAUGUUCAUCGUUUUGAAGGACGAGGUGGUGGAGUACGAAAGGCGAAAACUGGCGAAAGGGGAAUUGAUGCAGAUGCUUUUCUGGUGUUGGCAGAAGUAAAGGGCCAGCCUGAUACCUUUGAAAGAAUAGGGCUGUUGACGAUUACACACAUUGCGCAGGCGAAGAGGGAGGAGUGGUUCCAAAACGUCUGGUCAGCGAUCUUGGAACCAGAAAAGAGGGUUACACUCAUCUAG
Molecule: messenger RNA, 1887 nt
Organism: Trichoderma breve
Lineage: Eukaryota; Fungi; Ascomycota; Sordariomycetes; Hypocreales; Hypocreaceae
Product: heterokaryon incompatibility protein (HET) domain-containing protein
Exons: 3
Coding region: 1-1887 (628 amino acids)
Source: RefSeq, a predicted model, not a curated record